AUGGGAAAGUUUGAACUAUUCGAUUUAGGAUUUGAAGGAACAACAGUUAGAGAUUGCCUUCGGUUUCAAAAAGAAAAGACUAAUGACGUAAUAUUCUUUGAUGAUAAUGGGAUCUAUGGAUCCACAUAUUCUGGAUAUUCGGGCUUGAAGAACAGCAAAUAUAUCAAGAAUUGUAUUCUUAAUAAGGGAAGCGGGGAGUCCAAGCUCCUGCUUGAAGCGUUUCCUGCAGUAUUUCGUCCUACAGAUAAACAUAUGCCAAAGUUGAAGGAAACAGGGAUGGCAGAAUUUCUUACCUUAAUAGAGAUAAAGAAACAUUUCUAUAUCGAUUCUUCUGGAAAAGCACACCAAAUACCUUAUACUAGAACAGAGAUUGCAGACUCAGAUGUCUUAAGUCUUCGAGAAAAGCUUUUGAUUGGGAAAACACUUAGGGGUGGAAUGGCUCCAAAUGAGCUUUAUACUUUAUUAUCUGAAAAGUCAAGAGAGAUAUUAAUUAAUGGGAUUAUUGGUGAAGAUAGAGAUUACCUUGAAAAAAUGUACAGGUACAUAAGGAACUUUGGGAACACACCAUUCCUGUAUCCUCAGUAUGGUUUCAAGGAAAUAUCAGAGAUGUUCUCAAGAUCCAAUUCAAUGUGUGGAGCCGGAUAUGUCCUUGACAGUGCACUAAAGGUUACCGGCAGAACUAGAGAAUCGCUGGGCAUGUUCUCUCCCGAAGAAAAUGACGGAGAGGAGAUUCCUUCGGAGUACAUGCACAGAAUCGACACUACCUAUGGAACAAUUUUUACAAAGAGGAUCAUAAGAGCUAAGAAUGAGAAGCUAACAGGAUAUGUAAGAGUUAUUAAUACCAGAAGACCAACACUUGGAAAAACCUUUUUUGCUCUUGCAUUAAGAGAAACUCUGAUGAAGGUAAUUGGGUUAAAUUCUGACACUGACUGCUGUCCAGAAGGAACCUAUCUUAUAUACAUUAUCAAAAAGGACAAACCUGUGGAUGAAGAAGAUCUUAAACUUCUUCAUAUGGAAGAAAAGGACAUAAUUGAAGAUAUCUCAUAUCAAACAAAAUUUUCUUUUGAAUCCGAUUCUUUGGAUGGAUGA
This is a messenger RNA of Encephalitozoon intestinalis ATCC 50506, 1089 nucleotides long. RefSeq names its product RAB protein geranylgeranyltransferase subunit A. Gene Ontology annotation, molecular function: GDP-dissociation inhibitor activity. Gene Ontology annotation, biological process: protein geranylgeranylation; small GTPase-mediated signal transduction; vesicle-mediated transport. The transcript has a single exon. The coding region runs from base 1 to 1089 and encodes 362 amino acids. The record is from RefSeq and is a predicted model, not a curated record. Gene Ontology annotation, cellular component: cytoplasm; Rab-protein geranylgeranyltransferase complex; nucleus. NCBI's taxonomy places the organism in Eukaryota, Fungi, Microsporidia, Unikaryonidae.